CACAGUUUCCCAGACUGAAGACACUUUUCCGUGCUUCUUCUUCCUUAACAAGUGAAUAUCCAAGGAUGCAUUCUGCAAUGGCUUUUGGUCCUGUUUUGUUCAUCGCUUUGCUUUUGUGCGUUGAAACAAAGUUCUACAGACCAUUCCAGUUUCAUCAGUAUGACCUUGGGCUCAGUCCACACAACGAACAAGGGAAACCCACCAGCAGACACAAGAAUCACUGUGCCUACGUCGUAGAAAAAACCGUGUCUUUCACCCUGCAAGAUGGGGCUGCUCCUUAUGUAAAAGCUGAGUACAACAAAUGUUCCUGGGGCCAUAAAUGUCCAACUCUUUUGUAUCGUCUGAUGUACAAGCCGAUCUACAAGGUGGCACAUAAAACUGUCACAGAGCUGGAGUGGCGUUGUUGUCCUGGGUAUUCUGGUUAUGACUGCAUGGAGGGACAUCCAGGUCAUCACUAUCCAAUGAGAAUGAUGCCACCAUUUAUGGGUCCACCGGAGAAAGGCCCACAGUAUGAGGGACCACAGCACAAAGGGCCAAUGUUCAAAGGCCCAACUGUUAAGGGCAAUGUGAAAGCCAAUCCGUGGAGUCAACUGAAGGGACCCAAUUCCAUCCCAAUACCUCACUUUGGGCCUCCAAGAUCUUCUUCUUAUCCAGAGGGCUCUUUUGAGCCAUACCCAUCUGAGCCUGAACCUUUACCGGAGAACCAGGAUACACAUCUCACAGACAGCAACCAGGAUCAUGAGCACAGCCAAGAACCAGAAGAAAUUAUGCCUGCUGAAAUCUUAGCUCCUCAGUCUGGUGAGGACCACCACGAAGCAGGUGCCAUAGGCCACAGUCUAAACUCUGAGACAGAAGAGCGAAUAUACAGAAUUGAGGAGGAUGUGCGGCGUCUCAGCCAGGGUUUUGAGACUCUGAGGGGAACUCUGACUGGACUGGAGGAUAGCCUGCGAGCCUCUCUGAGAGAGGAUGCAAACAGGAUGCUGUCGGCCCUGCUCUCUGCUGCCCCUGGUCCUGUUCCCGCUCCAGCUACACUCUCCAACCCAUCCACUGUAGGGUUCGUUGAGAUUCCUGCGGGCCACCCCGAGGCAGAGGGUUUAGAUGGCAGCCACGUGUUUCCAGGCCUCACACAACUGAAUGGAAGGGUAGAGGAGCUCAGGACGGAGCUGCAGGCCAAGACAGCGGAGCUACGGGAGCUGAAAGCAGCAGUUAUGGGAAAGGAUGGAAGACUAAAGACGGUUUCGAAUGGAGCGGGAACUGCAUCAGACUCCAGUGGUGAUCUUGGGGGAGCUAUGGAGGAUUUGAUGGAUGCCAAACUGAGCGCUGCCAGAACAGAAAUCCUCGGCGGGCUGGAGAAGCGUGUUCAGAGCGCAGAGGAGCGAUGCGAGGAAAAAGCUGGAGAGGAGCAGCGGCAGUGCCAGAGGGAGCACCACAAGCAGCAGCAGCGGAUGAGAACCACUCUGGAAGAAAGUACAUCAAAGCUGAGAUCUGACCUGGAAAACAUCCAGGCACAGAUCCACGGCUUGAAGGCCACAGAAAGCUGCUGUGGACAGAUGAACGAACUAACAGAAAGAAUUCAGCUGCUGGAAACAUCAGUGUCAAGCCUCAACAAGUCCCAGGGACACCUGAGCAGGGAGCUUGGUGCUCAUAAGGACCAUAUAGAGGGAAUGCUGGAGGGCCGCCUGGGAUAUGUAGAGUCCAAGCUCAACCUGACUGGACAGAUUAAAAGUUAUGAAUCUGGGAGGAGGAAGUUUGUCCUCGACAAUGCUGUGACAGGACAGGGCUUGGAGACCAGGGUGGAGGAGAAGUUGAGAGCUCUAGAGGACCGAUUGCUGGCAGCUUUGGAGGAGCUGAAUAACGCCACUGUCCCCACAGUGCUGGAGGGUCAUGCUGUUCCGACUCUACAGACAGAGCUGGAGGCCCUCCGAGGGAAACUUGAUCUGGAUGUCGACAGGGUGCAAAAACACCUGGACAGCCUCCAGGACCUCUGCUCCUCUUCUUGUUCCUCACCUCUAAAAUCCGACACCCAGGCAGACUCUGCUGGGCCAAGUGAAAACCAGCAGAUGGAGCAGAACGUUAAAAAGGCAAUGGGUGUACAGACCGACCGUUUGAACAGUCUCAAUGUUACGGUGCAGAAGAUCUUAAAUAAGCUGACUCUCAGGGAUCAACAGAUGCAAGCAGAGGAUAAAUCUCCGCUCGAAGCAGAGCUGACUAUUCUCAAGUUCAAUGUCCGCUCUGUCAACCAUACCCUGAGAGGCCUCAAGGAUUCUCUGGUGACUGUGGUCCACCAGGUGGAUCAAGCCAACAGCACCUGGCAUGACAGAGAGGUCCGUCUGGCCCAGCAAAUAAAAGGUGUGGUCCAGCUGGUGGGACAUCAGGCCUCCAUGCUUGGUGCAGGUGAGCGCAGACUGGCCCGACUCAAAGGUGAGCUGCACGACAUGAAGAGGCGACUGGCUGAGGAGGUGCGGGGGUGCCGGAGCACAGCUUUGGUGGUGAAGAAAGAGGUCACUGAGGUUGGGGGGCGUGUAGCAAGCGUUGAGGACCGGUGCAAGGGCCUGAAUCACCUGGCGGAUGACCUGGAGAGAAUCCGGGAGGAGCUGGAGCAGCAAUCGACCGGUCUCCUCCUGCAGAUCAAUGGGACUCUCUCCAGCCACGCUCAGCAGCUGGACGAGCUGAAGGGCGAGGUGAAAAACUGCAUUUCACGGCCAGAGCCAACACAGAGCUUCGAGGUGAAGCCAGACGGGAGUCGAGGGGACACCUUCACUUUGCAGUAG
This is a messenger RNA of Menidia menidia (Atlantic silverside), 2771 nucleotides long. The record is from the annotation of a GenBank genome assembly. Lineage: Eukaryota; Metazoa; Chordata; Actinopteri; Atheriniformes; Atherinopsidae.